CUUGGAGCAUCCCUGGCCCAGAGCUCCCCUGCAGCUGGUGGCCAAACAGCCUCCUCCCAUCCUUGCUAUCUUCCAGGUAGUUCAGAGUUUGAGGCCUCCAAGGUCCAACGCAUUUUGCCUGCCGGUAAAAGAAGAACCAGCCUCCUCCUGCCCGCUCUCUCCUGCCUGUGUGUGUAUUUGCAGACCUCCCCUCAUCUGGAACUCAGCUGCUAAGAACAGCCAGGACAUAUCUUUGGGAUGUUUUAACUCGGGGAGUCACCAUCUCUAUCACACAAGAACGGCAUCUACCAUCCCAACACCAUAUUAUUCUGCUUGGAUUGGUUACUGCAGCAUCAGAGUGACUUGCCAGUGGUUCAGUUAGAGACCUCUGGGGGACUUGGGCCUGGAUUUGAACAUACAGUAUCAUUUCCCACCCCAUUUCCCUAUCCAUUUGUUAGUGCUGGAGGCAGGCAUUGGGUGGCCCUGCCCAGAGGGAAACAGUUCCAAGGAAGGCUAUCAGUUGGCAAUCUAUCUCUGCAAACCACUUGCUAUUGUUCUCUUUUUCCUUCUCUCAAAACAGCUGCCUUGUGUUGAUCCUGCUGCAAUUCUCUUGCAUCACGGCCUCCUCAUUUCUAGUGGUGGGACUGUCUGAGCCAUUUAUGGCCCCUCUGAGAGCAGCAACUCUUACCUGCAGUCUAUGGUCUCUGGUCCUGGGGGAAGAAGGUUGCUAAGCCCAGUUGCAGAGGAAGAGGAGCAAAAACUUCUUCCCCUCUUAAUUGUCCACAACUUCUCUUUCCAUGGUCUUUUGGAUGGCCUGAGUGCUUGUUCCAAAUGGAUAGCAGAGAUCCUCCCUUCCCUGGGGUACCGUCAUGCCCUCGCGCACUGACUCCAGCUAUUCACUGACCACUCGCACGCCACGAAGCUUCACUCACCUGCGUGUUCGUCGUGCCUGGCUGCAGAUUAUCCUUCUCCUUGGCUUCAUCCAGAUGAUCCUAGGGGUCUUGAUUGUGACUCUGAGUCUGUUGGUGACCACCACCGUAUCUUCGCAAAACAGCAUCCGAACUUCUUGCCCCAUUUGGGCUGGUUUUCCGUUGGCAUUCUCUGGAGUGGUUGGCAUUGUGUCGUGGAGACGCCCUUUCACUCCCGUGAUUACCUUCUUCACCCUUCUCUCAGUCCUAGGGAUUAUGCUUAGCCUGGCUGGCUCCAUCCUUUCCUGCCAGCAUGCCCAGCAGGUGAAGUCCCAGGAGGUUUGUGAGCGGCUGAGACGAGAAGACUCUUCACUCUUGAAAGAGCCUGGGUGGCGACCCAGCAGUGGUUAUUUUUCCCAGAUCAAAUCCCCCACUGAACAAAUCAAGCAGUGCAAUUACUACUCUGAAUCUAUCUGCACAAGUAGUACAGAACGCGUUCCCAAUUGUUCCAGACUUCUUUUGGUAAUCAAGGACCUACUCUUCAGUGUUUGUGGCCUGACGAUUUUCGCCAUCGUGGUAUGCACCCUUUCUGCCAUAAUGUGUUGCAUCCAAAUCUUUUCUGUGGACAUCCUCCAUGCGCUUUCCCCUCCACGUUCCAGCUCUGUGACGUUGGACUGCACCUCUCCCCCAGACACUUUCUUGCCCCAUAUGCUGGACCUGGAUGAGUUUGUACCUCCGGUGCCGCCACCUCCAUAUUAUCCACCGGAGUAUACCUGCAGUUCAGAGACAGAUGCCCAAAGCAUUACCUACAAUGGCUCCAUGGACAGCCCGGUGCCUCUCUAUCCGACUGACUUCCCUCCUAGUUAUGAAGCAGUCAUGGGACUUCACGGGGACAGCCAGGUGACGCUGUUUGACUCACAGUUUACAGAUACCUCACAUGGCCCCUGCUCCUGUAACCGGGUCCCUUCUGUUGUGCUUAGCGGUGAAGCAGUUUCCAUGGACAGUGGCUCCCUCAUCAUGUCUGAAAUUGUGGACAUCCCAGGUGAAAGCAGCCCAUCAGAGGACUCCUGCCUGUUGGAAGGAAGUGGCUCUGCCUGCUCUGUAGACUAUAUCUUGUUCCGCUCCAUCCAACGCAGCCGGGCUGAUUAUUGUCUGAGUGUGGACUGUGGACAGUGUGGCCUGCAUCCUCAAGGUCCUUUUGAGGAGACACCCCAGGCACGCCUGCGUGGGGAACGUUCCUAUUCUUGCUCUACACCAGGCAUGGGUUACGAGGGCUUGCUGGAAGUAAGCAGUGCCCUUACUCACAGUUGCCAUCGCCUGGAAGGCUUGGGCCACAACGUAGGACCUUGCUUCCCUGAGGUGCGUGUCAAGGCCAAGACUUCCCUGGCAGGACGCAAAGGGCCUGGGAGACAGCGCCGGAGCAGUGAAGCUUCUUACCGCCUUCCUUCAGUCCAAUGUCCCCUGGUGAGGUCACACAGCGAUCCUGGAAUUACUGUGGCCAGUGAUGAAGGUGACUUCCAGGAGGUAUUCUGCACCAAAGUGUUAGAGGACAACAGGGCCACCUCUUCAGCAGAUACAGGACCUUCUUCGGAGGCUUGCCUUUUGUAUCCAUCCCAUCAUGGACCAGCCUCACAGGUUCAUUUGGCAGGGAAGGUCAAGCUGGAAGUGCCAUUGAAAGUACCAGUGCAUCUUCCCAAGGCUGCCACGCGCUCUCUGGGAGACCUGAAGAUGUGCCGUGGGACCCGUGGUAUCAUGGCUCGUUUUCUGCACAGAUCCAAACGCAACCUGGCUUAUGCAGGCCUGGAAACAUCUCCACACAGUGGCACACAGAGCAGCAAGCAGGUAUCUCGGUUGCGGAUCAAACAGAUCUCUCCAGAAGGGAUUCACUUGCAAAGCUGUGGAGAUCUAAGCUCUACCUCAUCCUUGCGUCGCCUAUUAUCGAGCCACAGGAAGGAGCGAAGGCGCCCCCGCAGCCUUAGUGGACUGGCCAGAGAGAGCAACCUGUGAGGGUCAGUUUGGUUGGCAUGCCCUUUCUGCUGACAACUCUUCUGGCUUCUUUGUGGUGUUGCCCAUGGACUGGAUGCCUGGAAGACCUGGACUGGGUUUUUUUCAACAUCAUCUCUUGCCUCAGUUUGGGCAGAGUGAAAAUGCUAAUGGUAUGUGGGGGGAUCCUCCCUUCUGAAUUAUGCAACUGCAGCACUGGUGAACUGCCUUUUUGCUUUUGAUGAACCCUCUUAGAGAACAAUCUUUCCAGCUAUCUUCUAAACCAAAGGCCCUGGAGACCUGUCUCAUGCACUGGUUGGCACCCCAGUUGUUGGUGUGUACUAGUGAUUCUGAUGCAUGAUAGUGAUGGCUUCUCUUACACUCACAGUAUGCAUGCUAGGAAAGGUGGACUGCCAGCCUGCUCUUUCACCUUGAUGAUCCCCACCAAACCCUAAUAUUUUGUAAGUGAUCCUGGCUUAGCAGCGAUGUAAUGUCAAGUCCUGGAGCAUCCUACUUGUCUGGCCUGAAAAUGUGGGUCUCUUUCAUAUACACAAUAAUAACACUUGGAUAGCACUUGAAUCGCUGGGGCUCUGUCUUAUUGGAUCCUCGGAUUUGUAAUUUGGGAAGGCACUGGAGCUGUUUCAAGAAACUACAGAUCCCAGGAUUCCAUAGGAUGGCACCAUUGCAGUUAAAGUGUAUCAAUGUCCUAUAAUUGUGUCAUAUGAACACUCCCCUUCUUAUCUAAACAAAGGCCU
This is a messenger RNA of Sceloporus undulatus (fence lizard), 3625 nucleotides long. RefSeq names its product family with sequence similarity 189 member B (gene ENTREP3). The coding region runs from base 849 to 2894 and encodes 681 amino acids. The record is from RefSeq and is a predicted model, not a curated record. NCBI's taxonomy places the organism in Eukaryota, Metazoa, Chordata, Lepidosauria, Squamata, Phrynosomatidae. Gene Ontology annotation, cellular component: membrane. The transcript has 14 exons.